AUUUUGGCGCGAGUGAAAGUGCGGCGGUGUGGCCGAAGACCCCGCACUGCGGCUGCGCCGCCGCGGCCGUCAGUACGCGAAUAAUGCCAGCCACUCGCCUUCACCGACAUCGCCAGUGAUCCUCGAGAUGCCGUGCAAAUAAAUGGUUGCGCAUUUAGUUCUCCACCGUUUCCUACCCCGGACCCGCGACAAUGUGCCCAUGGACGACAGUGGCUUUUGUUUUUGUGUUUGUUUGUUCGGGUGCUGCGAGGGAGAUUAGCUCGCCGGAUAUCGCUGCGCUUGAUAACCAUGUGUCAUCAGGUAACAGAAGCCAGCGGUUUCUCUUCGACGCCAUCUUCGGACUGGAGGUGCCACUCCUGGAUGAGCAGAGCGUCGAGGAGGAAGACGAUGACUCCCAGGUCAAGAACUGCUCAUGUGAGUGCGGCAGAGCAAAUCCUCUUCCUAGGAAGAUAGAGUGCGGCGGAUCGAACCAGGAGAACCGCAUCGUGGGCGGCGUACCGGCAGGGGCCAAUCGCUACCCGUGGAUGGCCAGGAUCGUCUACGAUGGACAGUUCCACUGUGGAGCGUCGCUGCUUACCAAGGAGUAUGUGCUCACGGCUGCGCAUUGCGUGAGGAAACUGAAACGUUCUAAGAUCCGUGUGAUACUCGGCGACCACGACCAGACGAUCACGACGGAGAGCGCAGCCAUCAUGCGCGCCGUCACCUCCAUCGUGCGUCACCGGAGCUUCGACGCUGACUCCUAUAACAACGACAUAGCGCUGCUCAAGCUUCGCAAGCCGGUCACCUUCUCCAAGAUCAUCAAACCCAUAUGUCUGCCACCAGCUAGUAUAGAUCCCUCGGGCAAAGAAGGCAUCGUGGUUGGCUGGGGUCGCACGUCAGAGGGCGGGCAGCUCCCGGCCGUCGUGCAGGAGGUGCGCGUGCCCAUCCUGUCGCUCACGCAGUGUCGCGGGAUGAAGUACCGAGCUUCCCGGAUCACUAACAACAUGUUGUGUGCCGGUCGAGCGUCUACCGAUUCAUGCCAAGGCGACAGCGGUGGGCCUCUGCUUUUACAAAAGGGAGACAAAUUCCAGAUUGUUGGUAUAGUGUCGUGGGGAGUUGGUUGCGGACGGCCGGGGUACCCAGGAGUCUACACGAGAGUCACUCGCUUCCUGCCCUGGCUUCGAGCCAACUUACGGGAUUCCUGUCUCUGCGGCAAUUGAUUUGUAGAUCUACUACUUAUCUCAGGUGGUUGGUAAAGAGGCGCUGCGAUUUUCUAGUAGAUGAAAGUACGCUGAGUUUUAGGACUAAGAUUUACUUUAUAUACCUACCUAAUACCUUAUGACUUAAGUACUUAACAUCAUCAAAUCAGUUUCUUACAGCCAAGCCUUCAACCAUUUCGUAGCUGACCAUAUGUAUUCAUAGGUAUUCGUAACUUUUUAAUACCAACCGCCCUGGGUUAACGGUAGACCUAUUUAAUCAAUAUGGUUUAACUUAGUCAAAAGCUUUAAAAUUACUUAAAAGGGUAAAAUCCAAGUAACCCCAUGACAUACAUCUCGAGGGCACAAUGGCAAAUGUGGGUCCAAAAUUACGAUUAGAAUAAGCAAAAAGUCGAAUAUCGAAAACAGCCGUUUAUGUUGAAUAAACGCAUGUAGGAAAUAAAAUAAAUCGAUAUCAUUUGUAAUGAUAAUGAAUUAAACACUAAAAUUUUAAGUUGCUGAUUUUUCAUUAAAAUUGGUAUAUAUUUAUGACUUAUAUAGUUUUGUUUUGUAUAAAUACUCAUGUAAUGUAGUUAAUACUCAAUAGUUUUAUACAAAUAGAGCAAUAAAAUGCAGUUGAUAAUUAAUUAAUUUAAUUAUACAUGUUUUCGACUAGUUAAUUCUACCUAUACAAACUUGAAUGAAUCGGUGUGCGUUCGUAUUUUUCGCUUGUUUUUAAGCCUUUUGUAUAUAACAUUUACUUAUACAUAUUAGACUGUUAAUGUAACGUUUGUAAAUAUUAACAUUAUGUAGUUUUUAUUGUUUUAUGUUAUUUUUAUCAUUUGGAUACACCUACCGCAUACAUCAUCAUUGCAUCAUUCGCUUGCUUUUCAAAUACUUUACUAAUGGAACUUACAUUGUUCACGUAAAGCCUCAUCUAUCUACACAUUUAAAAUGUGAUCAGUUUUAGAAAUAACUAAAAUAUUUUAUUCCGCAGUCAAAUUCGUAACAUUCAUAAACAUCUAGAUAAUUUAGUCAGCCAUCGUAAUAUUAUUUUUAUUAGGUACCUCCAUUCAAUUAAUGCUCAUCGUAUUAAGACCAUUAUCUUUUACUACUUUAUUUUAAUAUGAUAUGAAUAUCAUCAUCAUAAAAUUCCUUCAAAUUUCUUAGAUACUUUCAUAUUAAAUUUUUUAAGAUAGAACUAAUUUAAUUGCAACCUGUAUAGAUUUUAAUGAAUGUAAAGGUGUAAAUUACUAACAAUCUUAGUUUAUAUAUUAAUUACGAAAAGGCCGGUGGUGCAGAUUACCAAUAGGGAUAAGAGAAACUACUACCUAAGUGUUCAUUGGAUUAUGUGUACAUAUUGUAUUGGAACCUUGUUUACUAAUUUCUAAUUUAUUUUUAUUUAUUGUACGUUAUAUGUAUAUAGGUCAAUAGCUAAACAAAAUGUUAUAUUCGAUUGUUAACUAGAUAUUUAGAAAAAAAAUCUAAACUGCCUACUAUACAUUUUGUCUAACAACAACACAAAAAUAAAAAUCAUAAUUUGCUUAUCUACUCAAAUGUAGUAUACAGUUUUACUUAACUUAAAACCUUAAAACGGACAUUAUUAUAAUUAAAAUGGGUACAAACUUAUGUGCUCACCACUAUGCAAACGAUAGUUAUACUGUGCUUGACUCAAAUAAUCAAAUAAAACUAGUAGGCUAGAGGCUAGUAUUUAAAAGUCCCUUAUUAUAGGUAGUUAGAUAUCAAUCUUUUGGUUAAAAUAAGCCCCGUUGUACAAAAGUUCACUACUACAAAUAUGUACAUUAAUGCCUUCUAUGGUAGAAAUGGUAGAAUGUUAUGACGCAAAAACACAAUCACUACUUUCAUUGGUCACUUUGUGCAAAUUUGCAUGUUUAUCAUAAGUAAAUAUGCCAUUUAUGUUUACUCAAACGAUUACAUUUCUGAAACAGCUGAUUUAAUCGACCAUUGUCAUAUUUUCAGUAGAGACCAUUUGUGCGAUGUUUAGACUUAAGAAUAAAAAGCUCUUUAGGCUGUACCUGUGAUCCCUAUCACGAUAAAAUUUGUUAAUAACUAG
Molecule: messenger RNA, 3249 nt
Organism: Cydia fagiglandana
Lineage: Eukaryota; Metazoa; Arthropoda; Insecta; Lepidoptera; Tortricidae
Product: trypsin-1-like
Exons: 8
Coding region: 192-1199 (335 amino acids)
Biological process (GO): proteolysis
Molecular function (GO): serine-type endopeptidase activity
Source: RefSeq, a predicted model, not a curated record